AUGGUCAAAGACACGAAGAAGAUGGCGCGCAUGGGACUAUUUCCCAUAGGAGCCAUAUACUCCAUUAGAAAGGCAUUUCUCAAGGAUGCAAAAAGCAUUGAUAACAAGCUUAUACAAAGCCUCUUUCUCCCUUGCAACUACGCUUUUGGAUCCCUUCUUUUAUUCGGUGCCAUUGCUCUGAGCAUGCCUCGCCCCUGGUCAUUCCUCCAGAAGAUGCACGGAUCCCUCUUUGCUCUCUCCUCCCUCUGGAUAAUGCUCUCCAGAGCGACUAAAAGCAUCCUGGCCCCAAGAAUUGCUGUAUUUGCGCAGCACUACAUGUCCGGAUACUUCCUGUGCGGGUCAGUCUUUUCCUGGGAGAAUCUCCCCCUUCUUUCGCUGAUAUCAAAGGAGAUCUCCCCGAAUACGCACUGGGACUUUAAACUCGGAUAUCUGGUGCUGAAUAUUGCGAUAUACUCGCAGACGUACGCUCUGUUCCUGUUCAACCGCCAGCUAAACUUCCCCAUUUCAGACUUCGGAUACUUCGGGUGCAUGUCCUUCUUCUACGUAGCAGGAACAUUCAUAGGAAGAUCCGUUGAGAAAAAACAGUGGACAAAGAAGGCAACUAUCUCCUUCGCUCUGAUGGCAGCAGCCGUAUACAGCACAUUCUUCUUCCUGCGGGUGUAUACAUCAGCAUAUAACAGUGUCCCCCUCAUAUGCCUGAUCUUCUCCAUAUACACAGUCUGCAUAUCCCCUGUUUUCCCGUUCUACGACGUCCUGGUAAUGCAUCACCUCCGGAAGGAGUACAGGGAGAUGGAGAAGUACGAGAGAAAGGAGAUAUUCACGCGCAUAAGAAUGUGGGCUUCAAUUGGCCAUGCUAUCGCUGGAAUUGCUAUACUGUACAUCUAUACGGUACUCAACGGAAAAAAAGAAAGUGAAGAGGAAAGGGCAGGAUCCGCCCUCUUUUUCUUCGUUCUUAUAGGCGUAAUGGCCGUGGGAUUGGGGGUUUUCGUUGCGAUCGUCCACUUUUCCCUGCAGGAGAAGACAGAGCCCCAGGAGAGCAGCCAGAAAACCCUCCAAAAGAAGGCAGGAAGUGCUGAGAAGAGUGUAAAACCCCAGCAGAACCUCCUGAAAAAUGGAGACUUUCUUUUUCUUCUUUUUGUGAUUGUCUCGAUAGGAACUACCCGGGGAAUAUCCUCGAACUAUCUCGUCACGUACUUGGCGAUGGAGUUUAACCUGCACUUCUCAAAAGUCACGUACGUCAUGUGCAUCCGAACAAUAAGCGAAAUGGCAAUUCUCUACUACAGCAAGCACCUUUUGAAGUACCUUGGAUACCACUGGCUUCUCCUCGGAUCACUUCUUGCAGCUACUCUGAGGGACUUCAACUACGCUUUCCUCCCGAGGACGUAUACUAUCGUAUUUGCUACCCUGGGGGAAGUCCUGAAGGGAGUCAGCUCCUCCUGCAUCGUCUUCAGUGCAGUAAAUAUUAUGGACGAAAUCGCAGAUGCGAAUAAUAAGGCACAGGCACAGACAAUGUACAGUGCGUGCUACAAUGGAGUGUCUAUUUUGCUUUCUUCUCUCCUGAGCUUGGCUAUUAUUCGGUACUUCUCGGAUCUGAGGGCACUUUUCCACGCGUCCUCAAGCAUUGGGCUUCUCUGCUGCUGCGUUAUUAUCGUUAAGUACGGACUUAUCCAGGGAAAGCUCACGCUGAAAAAGGCUGCCCAUAAAUAA
Molecule: messenger RNA, 1707 nt
Organism: Nematocida major
Lineage: Eukaryota; Fungi; Microsporidia
Exons: 1
Coding region: 1-1707 (568 amino acids)
Cellular component (GO): membrane
Source: RefSeq, a predicted model, not a curated record